AUGAUUGCUACAGGCAACAAAAGACUGCAAAUAUGGGGUCAAAAAACUCGAAUUCGAGAAGGCAACCUUUGCAAUCUUCGUUUCAGAAGUCAGACGGGGAUAAAAAGAAUUCGUAAAGUAGGAAAUUGCCUUACAAAGGAAAUAAUUACUUUAGGAAGUUCAGAUUUUUCUUCUGAUUAUUCUGAUGAAGCUGAUAACUUUGAUAAUCCCGAUAAUUAUAUACGCACGCCCGGUGGUUGCUCAGCAACCGAAAAUCCUUAUGAAGAGAGGAUAUUGUAA
Molecule: messenger RNA, 279 nt
Organism: Rhizophagus irregularis DAOM 181602=DAOM 197198
Lineage: Eukaryota; Fungi; Glomeromycota; Glomeromycetes; Glomerales; Glomeraceae
Source: RefSeq, a predicted model, not a curated record